ACCGUCGUCGUCAGUGCCAGUCACGUGGUGCGUCGGGAGCGGGCGGUGGGUGUGUCUAAUCGAGUGUGGCUUCAUUCAUAACUAGUCUUUAUUUGAAGCCCAAAUUAAAGUAUGCAGACGGGGCAGGCUGCCGGUGGACCGCUUCAAACGGAGUCUACAGCCGGGCUGAGAUCAGACGUCGCAGAGAUAUGGGGCUGUCCUGAUUCGCGGGUUUUCGGAGGAGAGGGGAAGAUGCUGCCCAGGCUGCUGCUGCUGCUGCUGAUGCUGAGGCUGCUGAGCGCCGCCGGCUGCAGCGGAUCGCUGUAGUCGGGCCCCACAGAGCGGAGGGAAGCACCGUCAACAACGCCUGUAUAGACCGGUUCACUCACACCGACCUUUACCAUGAGCAAUGAUCUGCCUGUUCUGACAACUCUGACUGAGAGCUCCACUGAUGUGCCGGUGUCGGCCGGUCAGGUAGAGAACUAUGUCCUGCUGUUGGUGCUGCUGAGCGUUUUCGCCGGGGGGAUGCUGGUCCUGCUCUCCCUCCUGCUCCUCUUCUGUCACCGCUGCUGCAUGGGUGGGCGACGCUACUCCAGAGCGAGCGAUGACCCUGAGAAGACAAACACCACUUAUGCUGAGGAUUCUCAGCCCACGCAAGAAAUCACUAUUCGUCUAGAUGAAUCAGAUGCCCUCUCAGCAUCGAGCUGUCACGAUGGAGAGUCAGAACGAUUCAUCUCCACCGGGUCUACGGGCCGCAGAGUCUCCUUCAAUGAGUCUGCACUUUAUGAACAGGAGAAGACGACUCAGGACAAAGGACGCAGGUACACCCUGACCGAAGGAGACUUCCACCACCUGAAAAAGGCCCGGCUGACUCACCUUCACCUGCCUCCGGCACCAUGUGACUUAAAAAUACUCACCAUCAUGGAGUGCGACUCAACAGAGAGCAGCACCAUAAACAUCAGUGAGACAGCAGCUCCCAAGCUACCCCUCACCAUCUACCAGCCCGCUAAGAAGAGAGUCUCUGACUGGAUGGGCCAGAGCCUCAGCGGGGGUCUGCCAGGAGACCGACACCACUCCGUCAUCCUGGACGAGGGGCCCAGGCAGUCCUUAUCAGCCAUGAAACCACAGCACACGCGCUCUCAGACAAUGGAGGCUAUUGGCGACAGGGGAGAGGCCGAGAGCGAGACGAGUCAAACUGUGGGCCAAGCUUCAGUUCUGCAUUUCUUCUCCAAACUGCGGCGUCACGCCAGUCUGGAGGGGGCGGGGCCUUACUUCAGGAGGUGGAAGUUUGACACCACGCAUCGCGCUGCAAGUCUCGAUGCCAAAGGGUCCCCCAAGAGAAGGCCCUUUCAGAGACAGAGAGCAGCCAGUGAAACCACUGAUCAUGCUGAAGAUGACUCCUCUCCUCUCCGGGAUGAGGCCAUUGAAUCUUUUCCACAUACACCCAUCCAGACCGGUGGCCUCCAGUCACUCUCUGCAGAGUCUCUCUCUCAUCCCCAAACUGCACCCACAUCUUCAGUCUUCCUUAGCAGGCUUAAACUGGAGGCCAUGGUGGAGGUAGGUGGUAGCAGCACCAGGAGAGAAGAGUUCAGUUUGCCACCAGAUCGUUGCCUCGCCCAGAGGCAAGAGGAGGUUACAGUUAAUGGAACAGGAACACUGAAAGACGCAGUCGUAGGAACAGCAGCAGGAUCGGGAGGAGACGGGCUGGAGUCAGCGGACGAAGAUGAGUUGUUUGGGGCGCAACAAGAAGCUGUCAUUCAGGAAAGGUUUGAAGACAUGUUGAGGAAAGACGCAAAAACAGAUGGUGCGAUGGCAGACGUGAGGAAAAAGAACGAGGUAGAGCCAGAUGAUGGAGACGAGGUGGUCUUGGGAGCAGAAGCCAGACGAAGGACCGACUCGGGCUCAUCGCUCUCCUUCAUGCUUCGCCAGGAGAGCCUGGAGGCGCCUCCUUCCUUGUACAGAGACAUUUGGAGCUUGCGAGCCUCUCUUGAACUGUAUGCCUCCUCAGACCAGAGCAGCACAGACCGGGAGUCCAUCCGCAGUGAUGCGGACAGCGUCUCAUCCCUUGGCGGUGCAGGAGCUCGUUCUGGCCUCGACAGCUGCUUGUCCCAAGACCUGGAUGAUGAGCCUGAAGGAGACGGGGAGGGAGAGGGGUUGGAAGGGGGAACCAGAGGGGCAUUGGGUUUAGACAGUGAGAUGGGAAGUGGACCUGGGGGAGAGGGUGAGGGGGGGAACAGAAAGCUCCUUCAGAUGGACAGUGGUUACGCCUCUAUCGAAGCUCCAUCCAGGGCCCCUGAGGAGAUGCGACUGUUUGGGACUCCCGGAGCCCCACGAGGGAAAACGGCAUCAGAGAGGAGGUUGUUUUUCACCAACUCUGGUAGAAAGGGUUCAGUAUGCGAGAGCAUUGAGGCCAGGCUGUUUCAGGAGGAGCUGGAGGAUGAGAUGGCAAACAGCACAGAGCCAGAGGAGAAACUAAAGGAGAAACCACAGAGCGGCAGCCAAACUCUCACCCUCCAAGAUUCACAUCAACCUCUGAAAUCUCUUCACCCUCAGAAAUCUCCAGAAUCGCAAACACAGCUGAUGUCUCCACUUGUGAAAACAAUCCCACAGCCCACCAGUCCACACCGAACACGUCUCCGCCGCCGUGACUACAGCAUAGAUGAGAAGACGGAUGCCCUAUUCAACGAGUUCCUUCGCCACGACCCACGGUUCGACCAGCAGGACUCCCCGUUACGUUCCAGGCACCGAUCCAGAGUUCACCUCCGGAAACAGUGGCAAAGACAUAAGCAAUACAGCGAUCCUGGCUCGAGCUCUGGGGGAAGAUACUCCCCGUCUUUGGAGAGGCAGAGGUUCACGCCGCUGAGGAGAGGGGACAGUGCUGGUUACCCUCUGGACACCAGAUACCACAGCACCCUCUCGCGCAUCGCAAGUGCUGCUGAUGAAGAAGCCAGCGAGGUCGCGGCUUCUGAGGAGGCAGCAAAGGAAAGAGCAGAGAGCGCAGAUCCAUCACACGAAGGCGCGGCAGAGGAUUCCCCACAAAGAGCUGCCAACAAAACAUCCGAAGGAGACGAUGCAACAACAAAGAGCAGCUCUUGUUGUGCAGCUUCAGCUGGCGACACCGAUGGCUGCCAAGCCUCCGCAGAGAGACAGACAGCAGAAAGCACAACUUGCCAGUCUGUAACCACUGUGCCUGCACAAACGAGCUUCAUGGACCCAAGAGUUGACAACAAGAACAACAACAGCAGUCAGGCUAUCCUAUCAGAGGUCUCCCUGCAGGCACAGAGCAGUCUGACAGACAAGCUGGCUGUGUCAGUGGAAGAGAGGCUAUACAGCGGCCUGCGCAGCACAGAGAUCAGCCAGGGGGAACCGGAGCGUGUGCUCACAGUGACUCGCACAGCCUCACCUGGAUUCAGUCCCAUGUAACUUGUUAACGUCUGUUUUCCAUCACUUUAUUUCCAGUCUGUUGUCUAUAGAGCGCACACCCAGAUAAUCGGGUCCACAACAGUUCAAACAUCCUCGUGUUUCAGAUGUCUUCAAAAAAAAAAAAAAAAAAAAAAAAAGGAAGUACCUGAAGUACCUUCUCGCUCAAGCAUUUUCAUUCACACCUUAACUGUCACUGUGAUGCCCAUGUGACACGUGAUAGUCCCUUCCAUUGGUAAUCAUGGGGGAAAAAAAAAGACCGUUCCACUCAACCCAUCAUAAGAAAACCUACAUAUUCUACCUACAUAGACUUAACUGUGAAUUUUUUGGCAUGCUACCGUAGGUCCGAACAUCAUCAUAUGUGAAUACUGUACAGUUUACAAAAAAGCACUUUGAUGGGAAGAAAGACAAUGAUGGUAUUUGUUCUCCCUCAUUUUAAAAACCAUAUCCUCCUCAAGUGUCCUUCUUGUCUCGACCAUCAUGAGGUUAAAUGUCUGUGUGAGCUGUUGUAUCAGAGCAAUGCUGACCAUGUUUAAAAAAAAAAAAAGAAACAGCGUAACAAUUCUUCAGUGCUUGCAGCCCUCUUUCAUGAACAUGUCUUAAAAGUAAAAACAGAUGGGAAGCACAAUCCAGUCAGCAGGCGUUUUUCCAUCCUCAUAUUUUACCUGUUUUUAUUCUUGUUAGCCAUCUGUCCCCUGUGCAUCAAUCAGGUUGUGUCCGGGAGGAGUGGAGUGAGUGCUGCUGAGGGAAGACUGACAGAUGAUGCUUAAAUAGUGACACAGUAGCCUCUCAGGCUUUUAGACAGAUGGUUUGGUGAUGGGAGAGCCGAUGCUGUGAGGCACGGGAGGUUGGAAUAGCUCCUGCGACAUUGUCUGUCAGAAAAGCAGUGUGGCAGUGGGAGUGUGUGCUUCCAAAUAAAAGUUUGGUGAUUUACUGCAUUUCUCAAAAUCAGCAAUGGAAGUAAUCUUACUAAAAAAAAAAAAAAUGAAGGCCGGGUAGGCGAAGUCAGAUUCUUUUAUGCCACAGAGCUCCAUAUUUGUUGUCUAAACAUUAUUACAUAAACAUCAGUGAGUCACACUGUUGGACUGUUCUGUCAUUACAAUGAGAGCAGCUACCGAGCCCUGCAGACAUCAUCCCGCUGCCAUAAAUACAACGCCGAGCACCAAAUGCAUCAUUCUCCAGCUGAACGCUGCCCUGCCAACGCUCGGGAAAAAAAAGCACUGUUUACACUUGUUUGAGAGAUACUUGCUUCUUUGCCAGAAAAAUCUCAGCCCAAUGACUUUAACCUGCAUUGCACAACCACCGUAAAUCUAAGCAACCCAUCCAGCUGGGUAGAAAGUGACGUGCGACUUAAUUAUGCAGUCCAGAAAGUCUCAGAGGCGUCUUGUGGUGGAAAUGGUUUAAUACUUAGGGCAAAAUUUAACAGCUAAUCUUAAGAUGAGUCCAUGGGAACAAGCGUAAUUAUCCUCAAAGCUUUAAGAAUAUUAAAUGCUCGCUUAUGAACUGUACAGCAAACUCUCUUAGCUGAUAACUGGUUUUUAUGAGCUCUUCAUCCAGCUAAGGGAUUUUAAACUAGUUGCACAAUCCUGAUGUUUGGUUUAAAUAAUCUUUUUUUGUGUUGUUGUACUAAAUAACUCCUGGGAGUUUUUUUUUUUUUUUAAAUUUCCUGUGAAACUACAAUUCGCAUCUUUAAGGACAUGUUCGUUGUCAAUAUAUCACACUUUGUUUCGUUCCGUCCAUGAGUACAUCACCUCCCUUAGGAGAACCAGAAGAGACGCUACAGCAAGGAAUUGAUCCAAUAUGGAAAACUAAUUAUCAGCUUUUCCUCUCCUGCUUUUAGUUUGUACUCUGUUUUUCAUUCACGUGAAAAAUGCUUCAUUUUCUAAUGCGUGAUGAAGACCGUCAACCGGGAAAUGCAACGGUAGGUACACAGUUCUCUGUUUUUUUUUUAAAAAAAUUCUGUUUGAGCUCCAAUGUGCAUCUCAUGAAAUUUUUAACCCUCGUUCAGGGUGAAGCGUCUGCUGUAGUGUGCAGAAAAUUCAAAACGUCUCACAGCCUCAACAAAAGCUCGACCUUGUGAGGCGAAAAAUCGAUUUGCACUGAAAGUUUUUCAGAUUUUCUUUUUUAAUAAAUUAAUUUUUGCUGCUGAUCUGUCGGCUGACACAAGAGUGAGACCAGUGACCUUAAGUGCGCCCUCGCGUACUAAUCACCCUCCCGUCUUCGGUCUGUUAGCGCGACAUCUCUCUUCUUCAUUUGUCUCGUCGUACGGAGAGCCUCUCCAUCGACCUUGCUGACGUGGGAAGCGCUGCUCUCUCCCUCCCUCACAGUGGUGACUCACCUGCUCUCUGAUCUAUUCCCAGUGAGGAGCUGAUGAUGGGCCUGCCUGCGUAAGAGGGGGAGGGAGGGAAGGACACCCGCUGAAGUGAUCGGCACAGCAAAGAACAUCUCUGCACGCCGCCCGCAGCCGCAGCAUCACCCUGACUACCUAAUUGCUGCAGACGCGAGAGGAAGAUGAGUCUAAUAUUCCUGUCAGAGCUGUGCGCUCUUUAAAGGACACGGGAAAUAAAGGAGGGGGGAAAAUAAAAAAGGUCAUAAACCAAUGAGUUGUGUUUAUGAAAAUAUGCUGAACUUAAACUCAAACAGAAAGGAUCAUCCAACAAAACAGCCUGUUUGGGACAUGUUUUAUAUAAAUAAUAAUUAAAAAAUAUUCAUAGGAAAAGAAAAGAAAAAGAAACCUAAAAGGGGAGGGAAAAAAAUACAAAUCUCAAGGCUUCAGUCCAUCAGUGCAUCCACAUAAAACCAAGAGCUUUCCCUUUCUUCCAGCUCUGUACAGCAUGCAGAUUCUAUGUCGGUGGUAGCACUACCAUAAUUAUGCUCAGCAGAGGUUUAAAUAUAGAAUUAUUCAUAACAUGUGUGGGUUUUUUUUUCCUCUUUAAUUUUUUUACACAUCACAAUGUGUCUUAAAAACUGCCAUUAGGGUUCUGUAAAAACAAAAGGUAGUCAAAGAAACAAGGUGGGUUAAGGAGGA
Molecule: messenger RNA, 6427 nt
Organism: Oreochromis aureus
Lineage: Eukaryota; Metazoa; Chordata; Actinopteri; Cichliformes; Cichlidae
Product: voltage-dependent calcium channel beta subunit-associated regulatory protein
Exons: 11
Coding region: 382-3402 (1006 amino acids)
Biological process (GO): negative regulation of voltage-gated calcium channel activity; negative regulation of calcium ion-dependent exocytosis
Cellular component (GO): secretory granule; plasma membrane
Molecular function (GO): transmembrane transporter binding
Source: RefSeq, a predicted model, not a curated record